AUGUCGGAGUUUCUGGUGAAUCUGCUCGGGGAGCGGCUCGUCAACAGCGAGAAAGCCGAGGUAGAUGUGCAGGCGCUGGCUGGCAAGCUGUCGUUGGUCGGGCUCUACUUCGGCUGCAGCUUGAACGGUCCCUGCAGACAGUUCAACGCCAGCCUGUGCGAGUUUUACAGCAAGUUCAAAAAAUCGUCAGAGCACAAAGACAAACUAGAGAUCGUCUUCAUCUCCUCCGAUCAGGACCAGAAACACUGGCAGGACUUCUUACAGGAGAUGCAAUGGCCGGCUUUGCCUUUUAAAGACCGACACAAAAAGUUUUCUGGUUUGGACCGUGAGGCGUACGGACAGAACGGCGAGGGCUCAGGAAAUCGCAGCGGCCUGGAAUUUCCCUGGGGGCCCAAACCCUUCGCAGAGGUGGUGGCCGGGACGCUUCUCCGCGGCAACGGGCAGACGGUGGACAGCAGCUCCCUGGAGGGGUCCUUCGUGGGCGUCUACUUCUCCGCCCACUGGUGCCCCCCCUGCCGUAGUCUCACGCGGGUGCUCGUGGAGUCGUACCGCACGGUGAAAGAGUCUGGGCAGAAGUUCGAGAUCGUCUUCGUCAGCGCCGACAGGUCAGAGGAGUCCUUCAAGCAGUACUUCAGUGAGAUGCCCUGGCUCGCCGUCCCCUACUCGGAUGAAGGCCGGCGAUCGCGACUCAACAGGCUAUAUGGGAUCCAAGGUAUCCCCACCCUCAUCCUGCUGGACACAGAGGGUCACAUGAUCACGCGCCAGGGCCGGGUGGAGGUGCUGAACGACCCCGAGUGCCAACUCUUCCCCUGGCACCCGCGGCCCGUGCUGGAGCUGUGCGAGUCCAACGCCGUGCAGCUCAACGAGGGGCCCUGCCUGGUGCUCUUCGUGGAUGCUGAGGAAGAGGGGGAGCUGGAAGCAGCAAAGCAGCUGAUCCAGCCCAUAGCAGAGAAGAUCCUGGCCAAGUACAAGGCCAAGGAAGAAGAGGCACCACUGCUGUUCUUCGUGGCUGGAGAGGAUGACAUGAGCGACUCCCUGCGUGAUUACACCAACCUGCCAGAGGCGGCGCCGCUCCUCACCAUCCUGGACAUGUCAGCUCGCGCUAAGUACGUGCGCGACGUAGAGGAGAUCACGCCCGAGGUGGUGGAGCAGUUCGUCAGCGACUUCCUGGCAGAGAAACUCAAACCGGAGCCCAUCUAGAAAGAGGGAGAAGGCUGGUCCUGUUAGGGCUGACACUGAAACUCCAUCCAACAACCCCCACACUGCUCUCUUCAUCCUCUGUACAGUUUACUUUCUUCAAAUUCCCAUCAGUACUGUCCUCCCCCCCACCAACCUGCCACGACCCAUGACUUAUUACUUACUGACAUUUUUAACUUUUAAAAGUAAGAAAAUGAUGUGGGAUUCUGAGCAGGUCCUGCUGUCUUUUCUCACGGUGCCUUGCCUUGACUACAGCCCCUGCAGCACAGUAAUGCUCCUGCCCAAUGCUCCUGGGGUUCUUGAACAUUUCAUUUCUUUUUUUGGCAACAAGAAUGUCUUCCUUAAGAGACACAAAGUAUCACUUUGCCCAGUGGAUUCCAUCUGAAGAACUUUCUGUCUUCGUAUUUCUUUGUCGCUUGGGUUCUCCGGUGUGUUAUGAUGUGCAAAUUAAGGAUAGUGUAAUUAAAAGUAUUGAAGAUGGAAUGAAAGUCGACAUAUUUACGCCAUGCAUACAGGUCUCCCUUGUUGGCCUUCGAUUUUAAUGUAGCUGCCUCUUCUGAGGUUUGUCUCCGUUUCAGACAUGCAUCAAAGUGUGAAACAGAUUCACAAAAAUGAGAGCUUUCUAUGUGAAAAAAACAGCCCUGCAGUACAGUCGUGUUGUAUUUCUGGGGUGGGGUGGAAAAGGCUGUUUCUUUUUGUCAUACAAAGAAAUUUCCCUUUGAAGCCCCCCCUUUUUGUGCUCUGAUGACAUACGAUAUUACCGAGUCUCAGAGCAGCCAUAAGUUCAAGGAUUUUCUGUGAAGGUCCCUGUUUUUAAACAAAAAAAAGGCCAGUUGUUUUGGAAGGCUGAAAUAGCAUUGUGAGAGUCCUGGCUUCCAAGUUUUUGAAAGAAAUUUAUAGCAUUGUUCCUAUUACUCGCUGGACACUCAAAAAGAAACUCACGGUCAUUAAAAGCUGCUCUCUUUUCCACGUGAGUCCUCCCUCACUCUUUGCCGUUUUGCAAACCCUUGUUUCUGCAUAAAGAUCUGCUUUCUUUUCCCAGACCUGUUUUCUUCAGAGACCUAAAAUUGUGUCCAAGACGAUGGAAAAUCAUCGGCAGAUUUCUUUGGGAACAACUGCUAACUCAAGACCAGGCUGUACUUAAAAAGACCACUGACUGUAGAACCUCAUAUACACAAAAAUAUUGGAAAAAUGGAUUCGCUUAAAUACUAGGAUGUACAUGGAUCAACACAUUUUUUCCAACACAAAUUAACUGCCAAGACAAAAUACAAUGUUUGAUCAACUGAUUUCCACACAAGUACAUUGUUAUGAAACUUUGUUUUAAAAUGUUGAAAAGAGGUAUAGUUUUAAUAGUGAAGCAAAAUGCAGUAAGAUGCUAAUAUAUUCUUGUGCUCAACAAAUUUGCUGAAUUGUCCAUCUUGUUUAACGUAGAAAAAAAGCUUAAUGCGACAUCUGCUGGUCAAAUAUAUACAUGCAGUUACUAUGCAUUCAUUGUGGACGGUGCUACAGGUUUCUUAAUUGAACACCACUUAACGAUUUUAAAUAUUUUGCAUAUGCCGCCCUUUGGCGCAUAUUUGGGGGAAAUACUUGUAAUAUCCUUUAGAAUAUUUAAAUGGUUUUGAUUUCAUGCAAAACAUUUAAGUUAAUUUCAUUGUUAUGCAUUGUUAACGGUAUAAAUUCAAUAAAUUUCCAUUGGCCUGACA
Molecule: messenger RNA, 2900 nt
Organism: Paramormyrops kingsleyae
Lineage: Eukaryota; Metazoa; Chordata; Actinopteri; Osteoglossiformes; Mormyridae
Source: RefSeq, a predicted model, not a curated record